Messenger RNA from Hermetia illucens (black soldier fly), 1147 nucleotides. Its product is annotated as cilia- and flagella-associated protein 36. The transcript is spliced from 5 exons. Lineage: Eukaryota; Metazoa; Arthropoda; Insecta; Diptera; Stratiomyidae. Gene Ontology annotation, cellular component: ciliary base; axoneme. The coding region runs from base 97 to 975 and encodes 292 amino acids. The record is from RefSeq and is a predicted model, not a curated record.
GGAUCAAAUUAGAUACUGCGUGUGGUUAAAUUUGUCUUUCUUUGUCAAAGUUGUAGUUAACACUCCACAGUAAUUCCAGUCCGAGAUUACAAAAAAAUGUCAGAGGAUAAUUCGUGGGUUUUCGAUUCUCUUUUAUGUUUCUUGCAUGGUCCUGUUUGGAAUGCCCCACUUCAGACUUUCAUAGAGGAAAAAUCAUUAGUUUUCGAUCCAAAUCAAGAGUCUGCCGAGGACAAUGAGGAAUAUCGGAAGGUCCAUGAAGAAUAUAAAAAUUUGGUGGACUCGAUGCUUGGAAGUUUUAUGGAAGAACUGCAUAUCACACCGGAACAAUUUGAGAUGGCCUGCUUGGAAAGUAAAAGUCAUCAGAACGAAGGAAGCUUUAGAUUUCAACAAGGACUCUUCCAACAGAUCUGGGCAGCCAACGAUAUUCGCAUUUUCAUCCGUAUGAUGACCCAAAGGAAUGUGGAACUGCAACUUCAAGCACUUGAUCUACUAGAACGAAGACAGCAAUCUCAAUCUUUGGAUGAAGAGAAAGGUCCGGAAACUGUUGAAGAAACGAAAAGUCAAGAUAUUGAACUGGAAAAUACGUUAUCUGCAACUGUAGCAACAGAGCUCACGAAACCUGAAGAAGUUGUAAAAGAUGAUGACGAGUUGAAAAACACCAAAUUUGAAAGACUAAAUCUUUUCUUUGAUAAUAAAAAAAUUGAUGCAGCUGAUAUCCAAGCACGACAAGAGUACUUACGGACACAACGAGAUAAAAUCGUGGAAAUCAAGAAAAAAGCUCGUGCCAGACAACUAAAUGAGACCACCCAUAAAGGAGGUUCUAGUAUUCGACCAUCGUCAGCCCAAGUGGCAAAACAAAUCCUUGAGGGACAUGCAGAUGAAAUAGUUCAUAACUCGGAGAGGAACGAAGCGUCUGUUCAAUUGAGGAAGGCGUUGGCGAAACGUCUACGAACUGAAGUAGUGGAACAAAACUGAUUAUUCUCAAGUUUAAUUAAAAUAUAACAUUAUCGAUGUAUUAAUAAAUUUAAAUCAAUGUGAUAAGCAUUCUUGGGUACGUACAUAUAUCAUUAUAGAAAAUUUACCUAUGACUUAUAUUGUAUUAAAUUGCACUAAUAAAUGCGGAUAUUUUCUUGCAUAAUCAGAAAAU